ACACACACACACACACACACACACACACACACACACACACGAGGGCAGAAACUCCCCAUCCUCCCUUCUCUAACAUCUCUAACGUUGCAAAUCAGAGUGUUAUAUUUUUGUCAGCGGAGGACGACAUUUCUUAGUCUUUCAAUGAAACAAUACACACAGAACAAGUGUAUUUUCUAAGUCUUGUAGAAAUCUAUUUAGUCAAUAAACAAAUGGUAAUUAAGAACUGUAAUUGUAUUCAAAUACUGGUUACUUAAAAAUAACCACAAACAGUAAAACAUAAUAGAUGGAUAAUUAAGUAAACAAAUGAAAAACUUUAGGGGGAGCUGGAUAUAGAUAUAGGAGUGUUUCAGCACCCCCCAAAACUAGAAACUCUUAUGAGGCCAAAUAUCCUCUUCUAAAUGGCUUUAAUGCUUAGUACCAGCUUUGGCCACUAGAGGACAGCAACUCCUCAUCUCCCCUUCUUUAAAUGUUGUUGACAUCAGUGUUGUUCAAUUCUUUAAUAUAUAUCAGAUUAUUUACUUAGUGUCUCUGUGGACACAUUCUUCUUUUUAAGCUAAAAACAUCUUUUCAUCUCAGAUUGGAUGGAGUCCAACAGUGAAGAUGAUGAAAGCCACAACCGUGACUUUCAUUAUGAAGCAACACAGUACAGAGUAAGCUAUGCUUUUAGGAGAAACACUAAUGAGGUAGAAUCCGAUAAACGCGAGCAGUUCAACAAAAAGAGGAAUCCAGGGAGUCGCUAUGGUAACAACCCAGGGAGAGUGAAGCGGGUUGUAUCAUGUAAGAGGAAGACCCAUCACAUGACGGCAGUUCGACGGAAACACCUCGGAUCGGGGAGGAAUUCAGAAGCAGCAACCAGGAAUAACGAGACAAGAUUCUCACAGAACGCACAGCAGGAAUUCUUCUCCCGCCACCCACACGAGUUCCCACAAAAUGUCAACAAUAAUGAAUUUAGCGGUCAAACUGGUUCUGAGCAGACUGACUGCAACACACUCAAUGAGCUUCGUAGGGAUCACAACAUGAUGGCUGAUGUACUAUUUGGAAGAAAUCUAAGACUAAAGGUGGCUUUGACGUUGUGGCAAAGAAAUAUGGGAGAGCUGUUGACUUACAUUGUGAAAAUCCAAGACACUGGUGUGGUUGUUGAUUUCCUUCCACUAAUUAGCAAAUGCAUUAAUGAAGACUCACCCAGGGUUACCAUUGGGAGUUGUGUUGAUCUCUUUCCUCUAGUGAGGCAAGUACUCAGCAAACCGUACGAAGAGUACCUGAUUGUUGGUUUGGAGUGGAUAAGUUCUGUUUUAGAUCACUGGCGGAAGGAACUUGAGGCGAGUGGCUUGAGUGGAUCGACUCAGCCUCAGCUGGAUGAAAAUUUUCAGGUUUUUAAUCAACAGUUAUGGGAGUUGUGGAACCAGGAACCUCUCCUAAAGACUGUUCCGGGAGCAGCAGGAGACAAAGCCAAAGUUGUGGAGUCCUUUUUGUUUCAACUUAACCAGCAACAGUCAAGAUCACCAUGAAGUCAUUUUUCUGUCCUCAGCCUCAACACAAACAUGAAGUUGUGUUCUCAUAAAUAUUACGCUGUGUGUUGUCAUAUUGUUUUCUUAUUGUGCUAAAUGGAUUAUUUUAUUUCUUUAGUGAUUAAAUAAAAAUACAUAGUUCUAUG
Molecule: messenger RNA, 1654 nt
Organism: Nothobranchius furzeri (turquoise killifish)
Lineage: Eukaryota; Metazoa; Chordata; Actinopteri; Cyprinodontiformes; Nothobranchiidae
Source: RefSeq, a predicted model, not a curated record